AUGGCAGGAGAUUAUAUUAUUUUCCGUUUCCACCAUGGUGGAACUUUUAUCAAAGCGCCUGACCCGAACAACAUUGGGGAGAGAGAAAUGAAGGUAACUCCUAUUGACAAGGACCACUUUUCUGUUGUCGGGUUGAUUAAUUAUUCAAAGGAUAUGGGAAACCAACCUCUCAUUGAACACGUAGAAAACAACACAUAUUUGACUAGAGAGGAAGAAAACUCUAAUCUAGGAGAUGACAAUACUAUUUUGCCUUCAGAUCUGGAGAGUAGUGAAUCUGAAUUAGAUGUUAUACCCGAGGAAGAUGAUAGUGAGUUAGAUGAUGAGUAUAGAGCCUUAAGGGGGGAUGAGGACUACUACAGUAGUUCAGAUAUUGGAAGUGAUGAUAGUAGAGAUGAGUUGGAUGUUCUAGCUGAAAGGGGUGUUGACUUGCCAGCUAGAAGGAAGAGUAAAAAAUUAAGGUUUGACCCAGAUUGUAAAAUAACUAUAUUUGAGCUUGGUACGGUCUUUGAGAAUGCUAUGCAAUUUAGGAAAGUAGUGCAAUCUUAUGCUAUAGAGUACAAAGUUCAGCUAAAACUUACGCCCAAUGAGAAGCACAGGAUUAGAGUAAAGUGUAAAAGUAAAGGGCUAUGUACAUGGGAGCUAUAUGCAAGCACUGACAGAGAUUUUAGGGACUUUAUUGUGAAGGAAUACCAACCAAUUCACAAGUGCACUACCAAAAACAAAAACAAGUUGUGCACUUCCAAGUAUAUUGCACAUGAAUACAAAGACAGGAUCAUAUCCCAACCAAAUAUAAAACUUUGGGAAAUUAAGGAGUGGGUUAGGGAUCAAGAGGGUUUAUAUGUGGGAAGGACUAUCUGUUAUAGAGCUAAGUGUAUGGUACUCAAGCAGUUCAUGGGGAUAGAUAAAGAUACUAAACCUGGAAAGAACUUGUUUGUGUUUUUUUAUGUGUGUUUUGAUGCUCUUAAAAGAGGGUGGUUAGAAGGUUGUAGGAAAAUUAUUGGAUUUGAUGGAUACUUCUUGAAGGGGUUAUGUAAGGAGACAAAACACUCUUGGACUUGGUUCAUUGAAAAUAUAAUUUCAGACUUGGACUUAGGAGAUGGAGUCGGCUUAACAGUUAUGUCAGAUAUGCAAAAGGGUCUGGUUUCGGCUAUUAGUGAGUUAUUACCUAAUGCAGAGCACAGAAUGUGUGCUCGACAUAUUUGGUCUAAUUGGGCCAAAAACUGGAGAGGGGAAGAAAGAAGAAUGCAAUUUUGGAAAUGUGCUAAGUCUUCAUAUGAAAUAAAGUUCAAGGAAGAAAUUGCAAACAUGGCAAAACUUGGUAAGAAGGAUAUAUGUGAAGACUUACUGGCAUAUAACAAAGAAUGUUGGUGUAGGGCUUACUUUUCUACAUGUUCUAAAUGUGAUGCUGUUGAGAAUAAUAUGUGUGAAACCUUUAAUUCUUGGAUAGUAGGACCAAGACAUAAGUCAAUUAUUACUAUGUUAGAGGAAAUUAGACACAAAAUUAUGAAUAGGCAUGUUGAUAUGAGGAGAUUUGUUGAGACCUGGAUAACAGACAUUUCACCAAUGGCAAGGUUAAUAUUAGAAGAAAACAAAGAGCUUUCUAGGAAGUGUAAAGUGUUGUGGAAUGGAGAUUCUGGAUUUGAAAUAGGUGAUGGUGACAAAAGGUUUAUUGUUGACUUAGUAAGAAGGACAUGCACAUGUAGAACUUGGCAGUUGAGAGGCAUUCCAUGUGCUCAUGUUGUUUGUGCCUUCUAUCACUUAGACCAAGAACCAGAGAAUGAAGUCGAGGAUUAA
Nicotiana attenuata is the source of this 1794-nucleotide messenger RNA. RefSeq lists its product as uncharacterized. The transcript is spliced from 6 exons. Lineage: Eukaryota; Viridiplantae; Streptophyta; Magnoliopsida; Solanales; Solanaceae. Gene Ontology annotation, molecular function: zinc ion binding. The record is from RefSeq and is a predicted model, not a curated record. The coding region runs from base 1 to 1794 and encodes 597 amino acids.